GAAGGAGGCGAUCCCUGAAAUCUGAUAAUCAGCAGUCUGAUAAAGUCCCUAACAGUGCUGUUUCUAACUCAGCUAAGGGAUCUCUGAAAGAAACUGCUUCCAAUAACAAUGAAGAAAACUCUACUAAUCAGUCCUCAAAAAUCAUAGUUAAAGGUCCUUUGUCGCCAAAGCAGGAUUCUUCCACGACAAUCCAUCACAAAACGUCGCCAAAGGUGCCCGUUUCAAAUGAAAAAUCUGUGCCAGAAAGUCCGAGGCCAACCUUGCCACAGAAGAAGAUACUACAACGGGCACCUUCCAAUCCAACCACAGAGAAUGAAGCAGAGUCUCCAGGAAAAAGUUCCGUAAAAAUGUCAAACUCAGAGACCCAUUUCAGCAGAUCCAAGAAUCCCUCAUCCACAAAUGAAAAUGCUUCACUUUCUGGUCAAAAAAUGAAUGAAUCUGCUGUUUUAAAGACCUCAGAGACUCAUUCAGCUGAACCUACUUCCAAGGUAGCAUGUAAUGAAGAUUUCAGUGUUUCUUUGGACAUUGCAUCCACUGAAUUAGACCAAAAUAGAAGACCUAAAUGCAAUGAAAAUACAGCUGCUUUAGAUUCAGAAGAGCAUAACAUUGUUCAGUCUUCUGGCAGCCAAACUUCAGCAAACGUUAUUGAUAAAGGAAGUCUGGCUGAACAAGAGCCAAGAGAAAAUCCUUGGAAAUUGAAAAUGCUAAUAACUCAAGAAUCAAAGGAAAGGAGCAGCCACCACCAAUUUAUUCUGUCAAAGGUUAAUUCUACAGUGACUACAAAAAUAAGAGUUCCAGUAGCUGAAACAGAAGAUAAAUCUGAUGCCUCGAUCAAUACAUUUGACAAAGAAAGAGCUCCUCUGAAUGUUAGAACUGAAGAGGAAGAGACCAUCAGAAUUACUCUGCCACGUAAAAAGCAGAAAACCACAAGUUAUCGUCAGGUUGACUUCUUUACCACCAAAGACCUGCCUUUGUCUCCUAAAUCCACAAAAAAAUAUGUGGGUAGUUUAAAGAUUCAGCUGAACAGCAAAGUGGCCAAAGAAGCAGAUUGCACCGUGACCCAGGUCAAUAGUAAGCAGACACACUCCUUCAAAAGCCUUGAAACAUCUAACAAAGUAAAGGUACAAGCUGAGCAUGAGAAAGGCACGUUAUCUAGGAUGGAGGUGCAAGCAUCUGAAGUGGACUUAUCUAAAAUUAAGAAAAAUGCCCCCACUGAGAACGAUAUUAAGCAAAAAACUGACAUAAAUCAAGGAACAAGCGAUCUUGCCCUGCCAUUACCAAAUAUUUCUACAGAAUUGCAACAGAAAGAAAUGGAAGUGAAGGAAAUAUCUCUUGUAAGUGUGCAACAAUUUGAAACCACCAGGUCUGAAGUUAAGAAAGAUAUACCAGCAAAGAGUACAAAAGAGCAAGAGCCUAGCUUAAAUGCAGCGGUAAGCGAGCCUGUUCAACAGAAUACACCUAAGAUGCAAAGUCAAGAUACUGAAGUUAAGGAAACAGUUUUGCCUCAGAAAGUGAAGACAUCACAAGUCACUGUGUCUAAUAUUGAGAACAUACCUGUAGAGAUUGUCAGUGAGAAAAAAUUGACCCCAGUUCCAGAAACUGGUGGGUUUUCUCAGCCUGUGCAAAAAAUCCAUUGGCUUUGCAAGAUAGAGACUCUGAAAUAAAGGAUUUAACAUUGCUUCAGACUGUAGAACUCUCUAACUCUACAGUAUAUAAAACGAAGGAAGACAGCCAUGGGAGUGAUGCUAAUGAGACAAAGAAGUGCUCCAGUGCAGCAGCAGAGCGGUUUUCCCAGCCUGAAGAGCAAAGAAUGCUUACAGUACAAACUGUAGACCAUGAAGUAAAAGAGACAAUAUCGCCUCACUGUGUAGAACUAUCGAAAUCUUUGGUUGCUGAAGUUAAAUCAGAAGCCCCUACAAUUGAUGCUUCUGAGCAAAAGCCCAGUCUAGAUGUUACAGCAAAUGAGCUUAUUCCACCUCUGCUGUCAAGCACUCCUAAAUUGCAGCAUAAAGAGAUGGAAGUGAGGAACGCAAUGAAAGAGAAAUUUUCCAGCACUCACUUCGCACCUGGGGCAAGUAGUUCUAAGGAGCAAAGGAUCCAUUUACGUGAGAAGAGUAGUUUUGCCUGGCCUGAGCAGAGUGAAAUUGAAUCACAGCUUUGGAAAGCUGAAGUAAAGGAAGCAAUUGUGUUUCAGAAUCCACAGACCUCUGAAGCCACUGGGUUUGAAAUUAAAGAUGUGUUCACAAAGGAGUGUGUUGGCCAAAGUAUCAUCUUAGGUUCACCAGAAGCUGAUUUUCCAUCCUCUGAAGAACAAAUUCAGCUGAAGUCUCAAGGGGAAGAGAACGUGAAUGUUUCUUCCAAUGAAACAAGUAACUUGGACAGCUCUUCUGACAUGGAAAGCUUUACCGAAUCAAUUCGCAAAUAUGGCAGUCCCAUUAGUCUGCCACAGAAGAAGCAGCGAAUUCCCAAAUUAUCUUUGAUGCCGCCUUUUGCAAUGCCACCCAUUCAGGAAGAUUUUAUUCCACCAAAGGAGAAAAAAAUAUUUGAUCCAACUUCCUUCAAAUUCGGUCUAGGGAAAACAGGUAGCCAGAAAGGUAAAGGACCUUCCUCUGUUCUUAAAAAGCAACAAGGUGAAGCAAAAGCUAAAUUAAAGAAGCGUGCUUCUGCAGAACAAAGCGUGGUUUACAAAUCCCUAACAAUUAACAAAAGCCCAAAUCUACGUUUACAUCGACCAAAAGAUGUGGAGCAUAAUCUUUGUGGUGAUUUGCACAGUAAAAAGUUUCCUUUGGAAAUUGAUCAGACUGUGGCAGAUGCAUCUAAAUCAUCAACUGGAGCUCAGAUUAAGGACAUUAAAUUUACACCAUCAUUGGUGGAAGACAACUCGGUUAAUGGGUUUGAAUCCGAUUUUCCAAAUGCAACCAGCUCAGGAAUGUUGCCAAGUAACAUGGAAAAAUACUUGAAAACUUUUGAAUCAGAGGUGCAAAAGAAUUCAGAAAAUGGAUUUUCCAUCCCUAACUUCCCCAAACCGGAUAAUUUAGAAAUUAAUACAAAUCUCAGUGACAACAUAGAGGACAAUGCUUUUGACAGUCUAUCAAUAUUCCAGGGAUCAAGCGAUUUGAGCGCUAAUCAAGAUAUCCCAAACUUUUUUCAGAAUGACCUUUUCAAACCCAUAUCUAUAUUGCCUCAAGUGCCAGUAAUAACGCCUGGGAUGAACAACAUAAAAUUAAACCCUAGGCCAGGGAAGUUGAUCAUUUACAAUCAGCCUAACUUUCGUGGCGAAACAAUUGAAAUCUUCAAUGAUGUUAAGGAUGCUACAUCAUGGAAUUUGCCCUCUGCCUUCUCCAUUAGGACAGUACGAGGCUGUUGGUUCCUUUAUCAGAAGCCAGAUUUUGAAGGGGCUAAGAUCUUACUGGAAGAAGGCGCGGUGGAGUUGGCAAAUAUUUGGGGAGAAGAAAUUGCUGAGGAUAAUAAUGAGGAAGGGCCCACAGUUAUCCCCACUGUUAUUGGGUCUAUUAGAAGAGCAGUCAAGGAUUGGAGCCUAACAGAACUAGAUUUGUUUACAGAAUUCAAUGGAAUGGGAGAUAGAACAACAUUUUAUGACGAGAUCGAAAAAAUUUCAACAUUUGGGAUUCCACUAUCCACGUUGUCCAUGCAAGUACAUUCUGGAAUAUGGCUUGUGUUUGAAGAGCCCUUGUAUCAUGGAAAUUCUUACAUGGUGGAACCUGGGCAGUAUGCUUGUCCAGAGGCAUGGGGUGGUGUAGAACCCUUCAUCGCGUCACUCAAACCGGUCAAAAUGGGUGGAUUGAAAGUUGAAAACCCUAAUGCUGGGAAGAUUAUCGUGUAUGAAAAGCCUUUCUUUGAAGGCAAACAAAUGGAACUGGAAACAGAUGUUUUCUGUUUCAUUGGAGAGGCCGAAAGAGACAAAGAAUCAACUUUGUGUCAGACUUACCAUUUUGAGACUGUCGGCUCCAUUAAAGUUUUAGGAGGACUUUGGGUUGGUUAUGAGAAGUCAGGAUUUGAAGGGCAUCAGUACUUGUUGGAAGAAGGAGAAUACCGAGAAUGGAAUGAGUGGGGAGGCUAUGAUGAACAACUUCGUUCUUUGCAAUUUAUUGAAGUUGAAGCUUCGAGUCCAGUUAUGAUCUUGUUCACUGAAACAAACUUUGGUGAGAAAGGUGCAAACAUUGAAGUAUUAGGUCCUAUCCUGAACCUGAGAGACACUGAAUAUGGCUUGAAGACCCAGUCUAUAAAUGUACUCAGUGGAGUAUGGGUUGCCUACGAGGAAGCAGAUUUCACAGGAGCACAAUACAUUCUGGGUAAGGGUCUGUAUAGCAGCUACCAGGAUUGGGGAGCAAAAGAUUUUAGGAUCUCCUCUCUUCAGCCUGUUCUGGUGGAUACCAACCAAAAGCCCAAGUUUAAGGUCAAGUUUUUUUCGGAAACUGAAUUCCAAGGGACUACACACGUCUUUGAAAAGGACACGGUCCAGUUUAUGGAUGAAUUUUCACCCAAAUCCUGCAAGGUUCUGUCUGGCAACUGGGUGGUAUACGAUGGGGAGGACUUCACUGGUAAGCAGUAUGUACUUGAAGAAGGAAUGUAUCCUAAUUUGAUCACAAUGGGAUGUGCAACAGAUACACACAUCAAAUCUUCAAAGACAGUGGGAUUUAACUUUACCCAGUCAAAUAUUGAACUGUUUGAGAGAACAGAUUUCAAAGGAAAGAAAAUUGAACUGCAUUCGGAAGCAUUGAAUCUGGCCUUGUUUGGAUACAACACUCACAUCUUCUCUGUGCAAGUAAAUGGCGGCACUUGGAUUGCUUACGAAUUCAGUAACUAUAGAGGAUGUCAGAUUUUGCUACAACCCGGUGAUAUACCCAACUGGCAUGAAUUCACAGGAUGGCACAGAAUUGGUUCUGUGCGCCCCCUGAUUCAGAAAUUAGUGUACUUUAGGAUACGGAAUCGAAGUACGGGAGCAUUAAUGACAUUCACUGGAGAACUGAAUGAUCUGAAGCUGGUGCGAGUGCAGGCUUUGGAACCCACGGGGUUGGAUGAUCAGAUUUGGUCUUACCAGGAUGGAGUCAUCAAAAACAAGUUAGCUGAAGACUGCUGCUUGGAUGUAGUAGGAAGUCUGAUCACUACAGGUUCAAGACUGGGAGUUUCAGUGCUGCAGAAUAAAGAUGUUCAUUUAUGGCGUUUCCUUCCCAAUGGAACCAUAUUCAGUGAGCUAAGGUCUCACCUAGCAAUUGACAUAAAAGGUGGUCAGCAUUAUGAUCAAAAUCAAACCAUUCUUAACAACUUUGAUGAACUCCGGCCAACGCAGAGAUGGGACCUGGAAGUCGUGUGAUUCUUCUCAUACAGAUUUGGAAAGACUUGUGGCACUUUCUCAACUUCAUGAGAAAUCGGUCUACCUUCACUGUCAGGGUUGUACUUCAUGAAGCAAACUUUGUGACCCAUUUUCAGGACUCAUGGUGACUGGAAUUCAUAGUGAAAGGGUAAAUUAAAUUGCCUCCUUUAUUAUGUGCCUGGGCUCUAAUUAGCUGCUCUUUUGUGUCUAAUUCUGAUUUAGUAUCAACCUUUUAAGUUAACUUCAUGUGUUGGUCUUGGGUUUACCUGCUGUAACUUCAGCUACCAAAUGUUAAACUUUGUCUGUUACCACAGGAUUUAUUUUAAAGUUUUAGAACUGAUUAUAAAACUCUAAUAAUAGAUUACAGUGACUUUGACAUCUUCUGUGAACAAUAUAGUGUUCUCCAUUACCCAGUCAGCCUUACUUACCCCAGUGCCAUCAGUGUACACUUUGGAUUACUGGAGAUAGAAUCAUGGAACCAUCACAGCUGUGCUACUCUGAGAGAGCAUUCAGUCCCAUUUACCUGUUUUUCCCUAUUACUCAUUUCCCACAUUUACUGUCUUAGUCAUCUAUUUAGCUCUCUCUUGAAAGGUAAUUAUGGAUCCUACCUUAACCAUCCUCUGUGUAAAACAAAAAUCCUCUCUGUUUGUAAUUAUCAGGCCUUCCUGACUCGCAUUCCAAUGGAAAACAGUCUUAUCAAAAAUCCUUCAUAAUUUUAAAGACUUUGUUCCAUCUUGUCCCUCCAUUUGCUGCUCAGGUGUGCCUCUUACAAAUUAAUUUCAAUGGGGGUUGAAAUAACAGCUGUUUUAUAAAACUGUCGAUAGGACACUAAUAUUCAGAACUAUGAAUAAUUUUGGAAUUCAAAGCUUGUUACAAUUUUUGAUAAUUUAUCUGUUCCAACAGUACCCUGUUAUAGAAUCUAGUUUUGGGAGACGGGAGAUAUAUUAAUGAUUUUAAAUAGCUCAAGUUGUGACAUGUACUAUCCUAACAUAGUAUCCAGUCGUGCUAAAGUUAGAUGCUUAGGAAUCGCAAAGCAAAUCCACUAGUUUUACAAAAAAUAUUUCCCUAUUCAAAACGGAUAAAGAGCAUGGCAGUAGUCUGUCAGGGGAAACAAUCUAAGACCUUCAAUAUGUAAAUUUGGAGCAAAUAGCUGUGUGCAUUUUAAGAAAAUAAAAUAUCUUUUAUUAAAAUGGAGAAAUUGAUAUGUAUCCUUGGUUUAGACUUUUCAAGACCUUCAUGUAUUUCAGCGUUUCAAAUUCUCACAGGAUUUACUUACUGUUUGUUUUGUUAGCCUGUUUCAGACCUGUGCACAGUAAUGGCAGUCUUUGCUUGUACAGUAUGUUGCAUAUGUCACUCAAUCCUAACACAUUUUCAAACCUUUAUAAAUAUUGACAAACAUUGUGUGAACUGCCUGGCCUGCUGCUCAACUAACUGAUGACUAAGAGCAUUCUGUGUCUUGGUAUGCUGUAUUGCAAAAAUCCGUGUAGCAGGGUCCGAGACACAUUACUGGCAGGCCCAGGAAGGUGUUUGUGGUGGGGGGGAAGAAAGAAGGAAAAGA
This is a messenger RNA of Callorhinchus milii (elephant shark), 6893 nucleotides long. It is a transcript of the gene crybg1a, whose product is annotated as crystallin beta-gamma domain containing 1a. Lineage: Eukaryota; Metazoa; Chordata; Chondrichthyes; Chimaeriformes; Callorhinchidae. Gene Ontology annotation, molecular function: structural constituent of eye lens. Gene Ontology annotation, biological process: lens development in camera-type eye; visual perception. Bases 1811 to 5335 code for a protein of 1174 amino acids. The transcript is spliced from 20 exons. The record is from RefSeq and is a predicted model, not a curated record.